UUGGCGGAGAAGUCGGAAAGAAUUACAGGAAGGCAGUCACAUUCAACCAAGGACAAUGGGGUCUCGCGUGUUGAUAGGUGGAGGUAGUGGGUUCAUAGGGACAGCCCUCAGGAAGAUGUUAGAGCAUCGAGGUUUCCAGGUGACACUCAUCUCUCGCACACCUGGCAAGGACAAGAUCACCUGGGAUGAAGUGAAGAAAACAGGCCUGCCUGACUGCCAUGCUGUUGUGGGAAUGCAGGGUGCAAACAUUCUAAACAUAUUCAGGAGAUGGACAGAUGGCUUUAAGAAAGAAGUGUGGGACAGCAGAGUGGAGACGACCAAGACUCUAGCCCAGGCCAUCAGCGAGUCCAGCAAUCCUCCCAAGGUCUGGGUGUCCUUCUCUGGAGUAGGAUACUACAAGCCCAGUUAUGUGUAUGACUAUGAUGAGGACAGCCCUGGAGGAGACUUUGACUACCUCUCACAGUUGGCCACAGCAUGGGAGGAGGCAGCAAAACUACCAGCUCAGAACACAAACACCAGAGAGGUCAUCAUCAGAUCAGGUGUUGUUCUUGGCCGGGAUGGUGGUGCCAUCAAGCAGAUGUACUUCUCCUUCUGGUUUGGUUCAGGAGGAGUGAUAGGUGACGGAAUGCAGUUCUUCCCGUGGAUCCACAUCAAUGACCUUACCAGGCUCGUCGUACAUGCUAUUGAGGAUGAAAAGGUCUCAGGAAUCCUGAAUGGUGUGGCACCAGAGACUGUCACAAACUGGGACUUCACAAAAGAGUUCAACACAAACCUGAAGAGACCAGGCUUCUUCCCACUGCCAAGGCCUGUUGUCAACUUUGCUCUAGGAGAGGAGAGGGCAAAGAUGCUGACUGAGGGGCAGGCAGUUGUCCCAAAGCGCACAUUGGAGUCUGGAUUCAGCUUCAACUUCCCCAAGCUAAAGAUGGCAUUAGAUAAUAUAUUUUCCUACAGAAAAGGGUUCUGGUCAUAUUGACGUGUUGGUAUCACUUAAGUAGGAAAAUGACAAGCUAUACCAUAUACUAGUACAAUAGUUUUAUGAAUUAAAAAAUCAGCUGCAAUGUUGUAAAUGCACAGAUGUUGCACAAGACCUUUUUUUGAUUUCGAAGUGUUACCUCCUUUCACCUAGUGUAUGGUUAUAGCAAGGAGAAACCUCAUUGGGUAUAGAAAAUAAAGACUUCCUUUGAA
Molecule: messenger RNA, 1185 nt
Organism: Branchiostoma belcheri (Belcher's lancelet)
Lineage: Eukaryota; Metazoa; Chordata; Leptocardii; Amphioxiformes; Branchiostomatidae
Product: epimerase family protein SDR39U1-like
Exons: 6
Coding region: 56-973 (305 amino acids)
Source: RefSeq, a predicted model, not a curated record